AAAUAAUGCUGUUUUGCUUGCCAUUUUAACUCCAAAGUGUAUUGUCAUUCAGGGUGAGAAGUGUUUGAAAUUUAUUUAAUAAAAAAUAUUGAAAAAAAUGGUUUUUUUAAGUGAAAUUCCAGGAAGAUCUUUAUCAGAUUAUGCUACAGAAGGAGCAAAAAUGAGAAAUUUCAAUCCUUAUGCUGAUAAUGGAGGGAGUGUUAUAGCUCUUGCAGGAGAUAAUUUUUGUGUAAUAGCAGCAGAUACGCGUCUCAGUACAGGUUUUUCUAUUUAUACGCGUGAACAACAAAAACUAUUUCCUUUAUCAUCAAAAACUGUUUUGGGUUGUUCAGGUUGUUGGUGUGAUACACUUACUUUAACUAGAAUUUUAUCUGCUCGAAUGCAGAUGUAUGAGCAUGAACAUCAAAAAGAAAUGCCAACACCAGCAGUUGCACAAAUACUAUCAACAAUGUUAUAUUAUAAACGUUUUUUCCCUUAUUAUGUAAGUAAUAUUCUUGGUGGAUUAGAUGAAAAUGGUAAAGGUUGUGUCUAUAGUUAUGAUCCCAUUGGACAUUGUGAAAUAACAAAAUACAGAGCAGGUGGUUCUGCUGGAGCUCUUUUACAGCCUCUCUUGGAUAAUCAGAUUGGGUAUAAGAAUCAAGAAAGUGUUGAACCUGUUCCUUUGACUCAAGAGAGAGCUGUUGCAAUUAUAAAAGAUGUUUUCACAUCAGCAGCAGAAAGAGAUAUUUACACUGGUGAUUCCAUAUUUAUUAAAAUUAUAACAAGUGAUGGUAUACAAAAUUUCAGUUUUGCAUUGAGAAAAGAUUAAUGAAAUGGAAUAAAAAUAAUGUAUUAUUAAAUUUCCAUAUGAAUAAAAUUAAUAUUAAAAAAUAA
Molecule: messenger RNA, 873 nt
Organism: Apis laboriosa (Himalayan honeybee)
Lineage: Eukaryota; Metazoa; Arthropoda; Insecta; Hymenoptera; Apidae
Gene: Prosbeta6
Product: proteasome subunit beta type-1
Exons: 4
Coding region: 98-808 (236 amino acids)
Cellular component (GO): proteasome core complex
Source: RefSeq, a predicted model, not a curated record